UAAAAGCAACUGGCUCUGGGUCUGUAUGUAUGUUGUGUUUUUCGGUUCUGUUCUGGCUUUAAAUCUCAAGUGUGCGGUGUACUGUCUUUCCCCGUGGUCGACGGUGGUGGGAUGAAUUUUGAUUUAAGGCGAAACUGCGUCCAAUGUUGCGGCGGUGAACGAGAGUACACCUGUGAAGUGAAUUAAUUGCAUCGCAGUGAGCCGUGGAUAAUCCAGAACGUAAGAAAGCUAAAUAGUUAGUGUGCAGUUGCUUGGAAGGUGCCAGCGUCGGGCAGUGCAGAAGAGAUCGAUCGGGGUGUGCUAAGGUGAAGCUGAGAGGUGAAAAGAGUGCGGAGGUUGUGUGUUUUCUGUUUCAAGAAGAAGUUGUGGGAGGCCUCGGUCGGUGCUUUUUUUUUUUGCUUUCUUCAAACAAGUGUGUUUGCCAAGUUUUCCGCCGCCUUCGAGAGGUCAACUAUUGCUGCCUACCUACCACACCGGGUGGUGCUCUCAGCUGGUGUUGUAUGAAAAAUUAUUGAUUGCAAUUUCAAGAGGAGCCAGAAGUCAAGCAGCAGAACGGGGCAAUUGUUGUCGGUCGGUCGGCUACCUACAUAUCUAUGAAUGUUGUUCAAAAGCGAUGGCGAUGCAGUAGAUGAAAAUUGGAGCACAAAUGAGCAUUGCCGUGUAGUUUAGUUUUCGAAGAAAAAAGAAAACAACCAGGUUUCUGUCAUUCGGAAAGCAAUAUUUUCAAACGAAACAAGAUUAUCUCAGAAAAACGAGAUCGUGUGCGGCUGUCAUCUGGCUGGCUAGGUGUUUGGUGUGAUACGUGAUGUGUUUGUGUGUUUUUUCGGUGUCAUAAUCCUAAGGAGCGCUAGCGAAAAAGUGUCAUUAUUAGCCAAGGAGCCGAAUUCAGUGAAAGUGGAAUUAAUUUGACGUCGACGACGUCUGUUUUUGCAGCCGAAUCAAAGGGAAUCAUUCGACGCACACACGCACAGAAGGUGUUAUGUAAUUUUAAUUGGAAUUGUGGCAACGCAAUCUUUCCGCCAGACGCACAGUCUGAAGUGGAAACAACGGAAAGAUUACCGACUACAGAGCGUUCAGAGGCGAAGGAGCAGAAUUACUCGUGCAAUCGGAGGAGGCGCGCGAUCUCCGACAAACUUAGCUGCUGCUGCUGUCGUUGGCAUUGGAGACGUUUUUGAGAAAGAUUUCAUCUGACUUGCUGCACUCGUACGCUGUUAUACAAAGUUGCAGAAGAGGAUGAACCCGUACGAGCAGCAGUAAUCAAUCUAACACCAUCGCUGUCAACCCAUCUCAGUCCGGCUGGCAGUGACAGUUUAAAGUCCUCCGGCUGUCUGUCUGCCUGUCGGUCGUCCGGCAAUUUGCGAUAGAACAAAAAGCCCGGGACAAAUCAAAGGCACUUCUUGCCACCGUCAGCAUCAUCAUCAUCAUCCCUGUGGGUAGUGUGGCACCUGCGGCUUGUUCCGGUCCAGCUCGGAGUAAUCAUUUAUUAUAAAAUCGAUUCGAGGGCUGGGGCGACGACGACGACGACGACGACGACGUAAAAGUCAUCAGGAUCACAACCAGGUCUGGGGACGGAAAGUGAGUCCAAAACCAGAGAGUUGUGUUUUCUAUUAAAAUUUUAAUGCAGAUCAAGUGGUGAGGAUGCUAGGAGUGGAACUAUUCUGUACGCGGUUGGAUGUUGUUAAGAGACGUGACAGCUUGGACAGGGCGACGACGAGGCACGGGAGGUGGUAGGAGAAGUUACGAGGUGAUAUUUUUAUUCAUAGGAAAAAGGUGGGAUCAAAGGCUUUCCCACACGAACAAUGUAAUCAAAACUGGAUUAGAUGGCUAGGUGGUGUAGUUGCCGGUAGGAUAACAGAGAUUAAUUACUGCUACGAGUUAGGUUAGACGAGGAUUGACAACGCAAUUACGUGUAGAACGGGACCGGUGGUCAACACAGUUUGGGUCCUUAUAUGGACGCACUAGGUUUAUCGAGGCUCGUAAAUGAAAUCACCGUGCAGCAGCAGCAGCAGGCAAGUUCCAGUCAAAUUCCGGAUUUGGAUGUGUCGGCGAUCCCGGCCGUACCGUUCGCCCUGUUGACGUUGAAUCAAACGUUCAGCCACUCCGUGGCAGGCUCGGAUGGCCUCAGUCCAUCGGUGGCGGCAGCAGCAGCAGCAGCAGCAGGAGGGACCAGUACCAGUACAACCACCGCUGGAUCGAUCAUUGCGUCGACCCUAGCUGGCAAGGCACUCGAUCAUGAACCGGAGAUCGACACGAUCCGCAAGGUGAUCAUAUGCAUUGUUCUACUAGCUGUGAUAUUCGGCACCAUCGUAGGCAAUAUCCUGGUCUGCGUGGCCGUCUGUCUGGUGCGGAAGUUGCGCAGGCCAUGCAACUAUCUACUGGUUUCCCUUGCGGUAUCGGACCUGUGCGUGGCCUGCCUGGUGAUGCCUCCGGCCCUGAUGUACGAAGUCCUGGGCGAGUGGAACUUCGGUAGAGUUUUCUGUGAUAUUUGGGUUUCGUUCGACGUGCUUUCGUGCACGGCUUCGAUCCUGAACCUGUGUGCGAUAUCCGUCGAUCGGUACUGGGCCAUCACGAAGCCCCUGGAGUACGGCGUCAAGCGCACGCCCCGCCGGAUGAUGCUCUGCGUGGCACUCGUCUGGUUGGCAGCUGCCUGCAUAUCGCUGCCACCGCUUCUUAUCCUAGGCAAUAAGCACACGAUCGGCGACGGUCCGGACCAGCGCCCGUUCUGUGCCGUUUGCGAAGACGUAGGUUAUCAAAUUUACGCCACCCUGGGGUCCUUCUACAUACCCCUGGCGGUGAUGCUUUUUGUAUACUAUCAGAUAUUCCGAGCCGCCCGGCGAAUAGUCAAGGACGAAAAGCGGGCCCAAACAAGACUGGAAAAUUCCCUCGCAGUGGACAAAAACCAAGCCAUGCUCAAACCCCCGGAACCCGUGUCCGCUUCCGUCGGUUCGCCGCACCAGAAGAAACUCCGCUUUCAGCUAGCCAAAGAACGCAAAGCUUCCACCACCCUGGGCAUCAUCAUGUCUGCCUUCACCAUCUGCUGGCUGCCCUUCUUCAUCCUGGCCCUGGUCCGGCCGCUCAUGGACGACGACUACCCGACGCUGUCGUCCUUCUUCCUUUGGCUCGGAUAUGCCAACUCCCUGCUGAACCCGAUCAUCUACGCCACCCUGAACCGGGACUUCCGGAAGCCGUUCCAGGAGAUCCUGUACUUCCGCUGUUCCAAUCUGAACAUCCUGAUGCGGGAGGACUUCUACCACAGCCAGUACGGGGAACCGGGCUCGCAGCGCUUCGUCCUGGACAACGAAGGCCAGCACACGGCGCGGGAGAGCUUUCUCUGAAAUAUUUCCACGCUCGCCAUGACGACGAUCAGUAAUGUUGAUACAAUCAGUGCACCGCCGCCCCCCACGUGACCUGCACCUGCCCCCUCCCCCCUCUAGUUUUGUCGAGACCUUUUGAGAGUGUGUGUGUGCGUUGAAUGCGAGCGAGUGAAAUGGACUUCUGUGUAGAGGUAUUAGAUGUCGUUUUAGGUUCUCUCGUGUGAGUGUGUGUAUACGUACAGAAGAAUAUACUGUAAGGAAGAGGAAGAAAAAUGUAACCGGAGGCAAUGCGCAUUACGACUGAGAAUAAGGCUCACUUUUAGUGUAAUUGUUAGUAGAAACAAGAUAUGGAGUAAAUAUUCAAGCGAUACGUUUUCGUACUCUUGGUGAAAGUUAUUAAAUUAAUAAUUUUCGACCUUGUAUUGUUAGAGGAAAAAGGGAAGGUGGUACGUGGAUUGGUGGUUCUAAAGAAGAGGGGGGGACUCGUUGGAGCAUGCUUUGGAUUAUCCGCUAUGCCCAUAUGGAGCGGUUCCACGCCAAAAGACAUAUCGAUCAGACUCAACCUUCUGCGAUUUGCAUGAAACUUUGCAUAAUUGUUUGUUAUGGGGAAUCAUGCACAUUUUGACGUAGGAUUACGUCUGUGAUUUUUAUAUGGGGGUACACAUUGUGAAAACCGAAAAUGGAACAUGUAACAAAAUUAUGCAAGAUUUUGAACGUUAAUAACUCAGCGGCCAAUGGACCAAUUUCAAUAAUUUUAUCACCAAUCGAUCAGAAACAUUUCUACGCAUCUGUUAAACUUAAGACCUUAUCAUUUUUAAGAUGUCACUAUUGAAAAUUGCACGAAUGUGCAACUGUUGCUAUGAUAAUUAAAAUUAUUACCGAUUGCCUGCGAAAAGCGAUUUCCCUAACACAGAUUUCAAAGUUGAAUUCCAUCCGGUCUCACCAAACGGUGUUUAUUCAAUCACCACGUGGUGAGUGGUGGGGUGGUGUUCUCCAGUACACAAUGAAAGGCUGCCUGGCAGUAGCGAGCUGCAGCUCACAUGAGCAUUCAUAAAAGGAGGAAGAAGCCGCACCACUAUUUAUCUGAAACAGUAGCUCUUCGUAAGUC
Messenger RNA from Ochlerotatus camptorhynchus, 4422 nucleotides. RefSeq names its product 5-hydroxytryptamine receptor 1-like. Gene Ontology annotation, cellular component: plasma membrane; dendrite. Gene Ontology annotation, molecular function: neurotransmitter receptor activity; G protein-coupled serotonin receptor activity. The record is from RefSeq and is a predicted model, not a curated record. Gene Ontology annotation, biological process: chemical synaptic transmission; G protein-coupled receptor signaling pathway, coupled to cyclic nucleotide second messenger. NCBI's taxonomy places the organism in Eukaryota, Metazoa, Arthropoda, Insecta, Diptera, Culicidae. Bases 1950 to 3335 code for a protein of 461 amino acids. The transcript is spliced from 3 exons.